AUGAGUGCUAAAGAAUUCCUCGCUGACGUCGAAGGCGGCGUGGUGUCGGUGGACUGCCACGAGAAAGUGCUGCGGAUAGCAUUCAUCUAUAUGGACGAGGGGCUGUGUCUCGGCAGCGGCAUCUUUGAUGUUGUCGAGAAGCUGCACGCGCGUGGAUGGUCGUUUGGCGAGGGCGAGUUGAGGUUUAAUCGUACCCUGGAUAUAUUCUAUCUCGCCCAGCUCACAGCGACCAUCUACCGCUCCACCAACCAACUCGAGGACGACUUCCCUGAUGAUUUCCAGUCCUUCUACACCACACACUACGCACUCCUCCACUCCUCCGCAUAG
This is a messenger RNA of Penicillium verrucosum, 327 nucleotides long. RefSeq lists its product as uncharacterized. The coding region runs from base 1 to 327 and encodes 108 amino acids. The transcript is spliced from 2 exons. The record is from RefSeq and is a predicted model, not a curated record. Lineage: Eukaryota; Fungi; Ascomycota; Eurotiomycetes; Eurotiales; Aspergillaceae.